Molecule: messenger RNA, 2311 nt
Organism: Nothobranchius furzeri (turquoise killifish)
Lineage: Eukaryota; Metazoa; Chordata; Actinopteri; Cyprinodontiformes; Nothobranchiidae
Source: RefSeq, a predicted model, not a curated record
ACUACAUUCAUACCUUCUCAAUUUACAACCACGGGAGCCCCAACAAUAACCACAUCUAUUGCAACAAAAACCGGUGCUGCUCCAACAACCACAACUGGUCAAAAAACAGAAACAAAAGCUCCAACAACAAUCACAGCAGCCUCAAAACCAACCCUACCCUUUCCAACAACAACCAUAGAAACCUCAUCAAUAAUCGCAUCAGCUCCAACUAAAACCAAAGCUGUUCCAACUACAACCACAUCUAAACCAGCAACAACCACAGCUUAUCCAACAAAAACCAUUGCAGUCCUAACAAUGAAUACUGCAGCUUUAAGAACAACCACAGCAACUACCACCACCCCAACAACAGCCACGUUUUCUAUAAAGACAGCUACUCAAACAAACACACCUUUUUCGACAAAAGCUAUAACACCCCCAGAAACAAUUGCAACUAAUACAGCCACCAUAGAAGUUUCAUCAGUAUCAAUAAUCAUACCUACCACCACCACUGCAGCCCCAACACAAAUGUCAGUAUCCACUACGACUAAAGUUGCUUCAAAAACUACCUCACCUGCAGUGACAACUAAAAUCACUACAACCGAAGCUCCUGCUAUAGUCUAUGUUGCUUCAGCAACUAUAGUAGAACCGUAUGUUCCAGAGUUAAGUGAUAAGAACAGCAAGCAGUUUCGUGCUCUUGAAAAAAGAGUGAUACUAACUUUUACAGCCAUCUACAAGACUAAAUAUGGGGAUCUUUUCAUCAGUUGCUAUGUCAUUGAUUUUAAACCAGCUCAACAAGUCAAAGUACGAAUGGAGGAAACUCAAGCAGAUGUUGGCUUGGUGUUUAGCAAUACCGUACCAUCUGAGAAAGUCCCAGCAGCUAAAGAUGUUCAACAAACCUUAGUGGAAGCUGCAACUAAUACCAACCUCACCCUCAACAUCACCUUUGAACCUUCCACAAUCCAAGUGUUGAGAGUACCUCUCACAACAACUGCAGCAACUACUGUGACUUCUACCACAACUGCUACUACUACCUCCAAAACUACACCAAUAACCACUUCUACAACCAGCACCAAAACUGCUACAACUUCUGAGCCAACAACAACAAGGCGGCUGACCUUUAGGUCUGCUAGAGAAACAUUUACCAGUGAUCUGGGAAAUCCAUCAUCAGUAGCAUUUCUAAAUCGAGCUGCACUAAUAAAGUCAAAACUUGAACCAUACUACCAACGGCCAUAUCCCACAUUCCGCUCGCUAACUGUGGUCUCCUUCAGCAACGGGUCAAUCAUCAAUAAUGCAGACCUUCGAUUUGCCACGCGAUAUGUUCCCAAUAUCACAGAAAUUGGAAGGGUUUUGCUUUAUGCAGCACCAAACGUCACUGACUUCAACAUUGAUCUUAAUUAUAUUUAUGUUGAUGGAAUACAAGUAUCAAGUGGAGUCAAUCACCAGAUCAGCCUCUUGACCGCAGCCUGCAUGCUGUUGUUGUCAUGGCUACUGUCAAGUCAGCAAGGGCAUCUCUGCUGAAUUCCCUUGAAAAUUCUUGAUUGAAAGGAUGGAAAGUGUUUGUUUUCAGGUAUGAUAAAAUAGUUUUUUUUCCAAAUGGAACUUAACACCCUCUCGUGAAUAUAAAUGUGAUUAUUUCACCCAAAUAAAAAAGAUCCAUGUAUUAAUUAAAAAAAACUUGUUUACAAAUAUAUCUUAUAUGAAAGAUUAUUAUUUUUGUUUGAAUAUCAAUCAUGUCAUUUACAACCUUAAGUUAGUUAAUGAAGGAAUAGGCUUUGUUUUUUGUGUCAUUAGAAAUUAGGGUAACACUUUACAAUAAGUCUCUUUAUUAACAUUACUUCAUUAUUAAGCAUCAAUGAACUAUUGAAUAAAGUGUAAACAACUCCUUAGCCAUAUUAUAUAAUGCAUUACUAAGCAGACCCCCACUGUUCUUUGUCCUAACCUUAGGGACACUUAAUAAUUAUUAAUAACUGUAACAUUAAUAAAGGGAUCCUGUUUUGUUGAUGCUUAUUAAUGCACUAAGUAACAUUAAUAAAGGGACCCUUGUUGUACAGUGAGAUAAAAAUUUGUUACAGCUAUGACAAACAAUUUCUACUCUUACCUUACAAUCUUCAUUAGCAUGUUAGAGUAAUAUGAUUUAAUUAUUACUUUGAGGUGAACAUGAAGUCAUGACACUGCAAAAAAGUUAAGAUGCUUGAAAAUUACUGUAUGAUUUACUAAUUAGUUUUUUCUUAUAUUCAUGAUAUAUGAAACCAUCUAUUCAGUAAACUGUUAUGUUUUUUGUCUUUUGUAUAAUUAUACAGUCAAUUAAAUAAAACAUGUUUAUUUAAUUCAA